UCAGCCUUUUUUCUUUGCACCAUGAAUUCCGCUCCAGGACCAGGACUACCAGGACCACCGGGGCCGCCGGGGCCGCCCUACUUCAAUAGUGGCUACUCUUCUGGCGGGCUACCAGGACAACCAAUGCCAAUGUCCAUGCCCAUGCCCAUGCCCAUGCCCAUGCCCAUGCCAGUGUCAGGUGGAGGGCCUAUGGCAGGACCGUUUGGACAUCCACCACCUCCUCCUCCCGGAACAUUUCAUCCACCCCCUCCAAACUUACUGCCGCCAGGAUGGACUGAGCAUAAGGCGCCUGACGGCAUGGCAUAUUACUAUAACUCGGCCUCCGGACAGAGCUCAUGGAUCAGACCUACGAUGGGUCCUCCUUUACCACAGGGACCAGCACCCUCCGGAAUACCACCCCCACCUGGUGUGUCUUAUUAUCCACCUAACAGUCAGCAACCAUUGUAUCCGCCGGGCGUUGCCCCCCCGCCUGCAUCUAUAGAACCAAGUAAACCAGCAGAGACUAAUGCUGGCGAUGGCAAUGGAAAAGCAAAAAAAUCCAAAAAGGUCAAAAAAGAAAAGGCGAUUAAAAAGACACAGGUGUUGGAGUCUCCAUGGUUCAUUGUUGUGACCAAUCUGGAAAACAUUUUUUUCUAUAACAAGGAAACCAAGAUCUCUAUAUGGGUGCCUAAUCCUGAGUUGGAGCAGAUUCUCGUCAAAAUGGGACAAGCCGAAACAGAGAAGUUGGAAGCAGAACGGAAAGCGCAAGCAGAGGAGGAGCAGCGGCUUUUGACACUCAAGCGACCCAAUGAUGGCGGUGUUGAUGGCUCUGGAGGCGAGAAGAAGUUGAAAAACGGAGCGGAUGACCAAGCAGCAGCCGGCACAGAGAUGACAGAAGAUGAUAUAGCAUGGCAGUUGGCAGCGAUGGAAGGCGAAAUGGAUGAAGGUGAUCCAGAUCAACAUAUGGCAAGUCAAGAUGAAGGAGGCGAUGAAGAAGAAGAAGAAGAUGAAGCUUUGGAGCAGCGGCUCCGUAUGCUUCAGCAAGGAGCUGAGUCAUCAGCAGGAACGGCACACCCAUCUGCGUCCGAACGGCAGGCACAUACGAGAAUGGAGAUCUCGCCUGACAAUAUUCAGGAAAGAGAGAUGGCCUAUUUGGAGAUGAUGCGUGAUCGUGGGGUCACUCCAUAUGACACGUGGGAAAAGGCAUCUGCUAAAAUUGAACGAGACCCACGCAUGUAUCUCAUUCCGGAAAGAAAGGUUCGUGAAGCCUUGUUUGAGAGUUUUUGUGUAAUCCGGGCUAAGGAACUCAGAGAGGCCAAGGAAAAAGAGGCGAAAGAAAAGGAGGAGGAAGAGAGAAAAGAAAGAGAAAAGAAGGGAAGAGAUCGACAAUCUUCUCAUCAAUCCAGUUCGCAUUCCACAACGACCACAACUUCGUCAAGUUCUACAAAGCCUGAGGAUAUAUAUAGGCGACUGGUGGAAGAGUAUACUACAAAGACAUCCACUUGGCUGGAUUUUAUGACGAAAUACAGAGUGGACCCGCGGUUCCUGGGUUUAAAGCCAGGGUCCUUGCGAGAAUCGAUUUUCCGUCAAUAUUUAUCAGAUUUAAAGAAGGGAAAGAUACCAGAUAAAUCUCGAUCACACUCUUCAGACAGAGAUAAGGAUAAGCAAAGGGAUAAAGACCGAGAUAGGGGCAGAGAUCGAGAUAAGGACAGGAGUCGAGAUAGGGAUAGAGAUCGAGACAAGGACAGGAGUCGAGAUAAGGACAGAGGGCGGGAUAGGGAAAGAGAUCGAGACAAGGACAGAGACAGAGAUAGAGACAGGGACAGAGACAGAGAUAGAGGCCGAGACCGAGAUAGGGACAGAGAUCGAGGUAGGGACAGGGAUUGAGAUAGGGGUAAAACAGCGGCAAAAAGAAAGCUCAUAGACAAGGAUAGUGACGAUGAAUGAUCAAUCAGGGUCUUAGACUGGC
Messenger RNA from Lobosporangium transversale, 1948 nucleotides. RefSeq lists its product as hypothetical. Bases 22 to 1866 code for a protein of 614 amino acids. The record is from RefSeq and is a predicted model, not a curated record. Gene Ontology annotation, cellular component: nucleus. Gene Ontology annotation, molecular function: RNA polymerase binding; transcription coregulator activity. Lineage: Eukaryota; Fungi; Mortierellomycota; Mortierellomycetes; Mortierellales; Mortierellaceae. The transcript is spliced from 3 exons.